Messenger RNA from Durusdinium trenchii, 404 nucleotides. NCBI's taxonomy places the organism in Eukaryota, Dinophyceae, Suessiales, Symbiodiniaceae. The record is from the annotation of a GenBank genome assembly.
GCGAUGAGGCUCGUUAGGUUCUUGAUGAAGCUGAGCAAUGAAAGUGUGGUCGUUGAGCUGAAGAACAGCACGGUGGUACAGGGAACUAUCACAGGUGUGGACAUGUCAAUGAACGUGCACAUGAAGAACAUCAAGUUCACCGUCAAGGGCAAGCCUCCUGUUUCCAUGGAUCACCUCACCAUCCGAGGAAACAAUGUGCGGUAUGUGAUCCUCCCUGAUAGCAUUCCGCUUGAUACCUUGCUGGUGGAUGAUGCCAAGCGUCUGCCGAAGGUGAAGUCAUUGGCAGGCCGCGGUCGUGGCAGGGGACGUGGCCGUGGCGCGAAGAAGAAGUGAGCCUGAGCAUCGCUUUCUGCGUAACAGUAGACACAAUCUGGAAAGGAAGAAUGGUAAUGACAGGGUUGGGC